Suricata suricatta (meerkat) is the source of this 4421-nucleotide messenger RNA. It is a transcript of the gene DPP6, whose product is annotated as dipeptidyl peptidase like 6. The record is from RefSeq and is a predicted model, not a curated record. Bases 331 to 2742 code for a protein of 803 amino acids. The transcript has 26 exons. Lineage: Eukaryota; Metazoa; Chordata; Mammalia; Carnivora; Herpestidae. Gene Ontology annotation, biological process: proteolysis. Gene Ontology annotation, molecular function: serine-type peptidase activity; dipeptidyl-peptidase activity.
ACUCGGGUCCCCUUCCUGCACCGCGCCGCCACUUGCCGGUUGCUAAGCAGUUCCCAUUGUUUCUGUGGCGAUUGCGGAGGCUGUUGCUAAUUGGAGAAGCCCCGCCAAGCCGCAGCUUCUACCCUGUUCGGAUCCGCUCUCUGCUCCUCGCGUUUCAAGAGAAAACUAGGCUGCUGUACCCACUCUCCCUCCCCCACCCGCCCCAAAAUAGCCGUGCGGCUUCGGAAGUACGGACUACAUCGCACCCCUCCCCGCCGAUCGGACCCGGUGGCUCGGAGCUGGCCGUCACCCCGCACCUGCCCCUGUGCCGAGCGCGCCCAGGACGGGGUCAUGACCACAGCCAAGGAGACCAGCGCUCCGGGGAAGUCCGUGCAGCAGCAGGAGCAGGAGCUGGUGGGGAGUAAUCCUCCGCAAAGAAACUGGAAGGGAAUAGCCAUUGCACUCCUUGUGAUUCUGGUCAUCUGCUCCUUGAUUGUCACCUCGGUCAUACUGCUGACACCAGCGGAAGAUAAUAGCCUGUCUCAGAAGAAGAAGGUCACCGUGGAAGAUCUCUUCAGUGACGACUUCAAAAUUCACGACCCCGAGGCUAAGUGGAUAAGUGAUAAAGAGUUCAUCUACAGAGAACAGAAAGGAAAUGUGAUACUGCGGAAUGUUGAAACAAAUAUUUCUACAGUGUUAAUAGAAGGCAAAAAAAUCGAGUCAUUAAGAGCCAUCCGAUAUGAAAUCUCUCCAGAUAAGGAAUAUGCUCUGUUUUCAUACAACGUGGAGCCUAUAUACCAACACUCCUACACUGGAUAUUAUGUCCUGAGCAAAAUUCCUCAUGGCGAUCCGCAAAGCCUGGACCCCCCGGAAGUGAGCAACGCGAAGCUUCAGUACGCGGGGUGGGGCCCGAAAGGCCAGCAGCUGAUUUUUAUCUUUGAAAACAACAUCUACUACUGCGGGCACGUUGGGAAGCAGGCCAUCCGCGUGGUGUCUACGGGGAAGGAAGGGGUGAUCUACAACGGCCUCAGUGACUGGCUGUACGAAGAGGAGAUUCUGAAGACCCACAUCGCCCACUGGUGGUCUCCGGACGGCACGAGGCUCGCCUACGCCACCAUCAACGACUCCCGCGUGCCCGUCAUGGAGCUGCCAACCUACACCGGCGCCGUCUACCCCACGGUGAAGCCCUACCACUACCCCAAGGCUGGAUGUGAAAACCCCAGCAUUUCCCUGCACGUGAUUGGCUUAAAUGGACCCACCCACGACCUGGAGAUGACACCACCUGAUGACCCACGGAUGAGGGAGUACUACAUCACCAUGGUGAAGUGGGCCACCAGCACCAAGGUCGCGGUGAACUGGCUGAGCCGGGCGCAGAACGUGUCCAUCCUCACCCUCUGCGACGCCACCACUGGGGUCUGCACGAAGAAACACGAGGAUGAAAGCGAAGCCUGGCUGCACCGACAGAACGAGGAGCCGGUGUUCUCCAGGGACGGCCGGAAGUUCUUCUUCGUCAGAGCCAUCCCCCAGGGCGGACAGGGGAAAUUCUACCACAUCACCGUGUCAUCUUCCCAGCCCAACAGCAGCAACGACAACAUUCAGUCCAUCACGUCUGGAGACUGGGACGUCACCAAGAUCCUGUCCUAUGACGAGAAGCGGAAUAAGAUCUACUUCCUGAGCACGGAGGACCUGCCCCGGAGGCGGCAGCUCUACAGCGCCAGCACGGUGGGCAGCUUCAACAGGCAGUGCAUGUCCUGCGACCUGGUGGAGAACUGCACCUACUUCAGCGCGUCCUUCAGCCCCAGCGCCGACUUCUUCCUGCUCAAGUGUGAAGGUCCUGGAGUCCCCACGGUGACCGUGCACAACACAACAGAUAAGAAAAAAAUUUUCGAUCUAGAAACAAACGAACACGUAAAGAAGGCCGUGCAUGACCGACAGAUGCCUAAAGUAGAAUACAGGAAGCUCGAGGUUGACGAUUACAGCUUGCCCGUCCAGAUCCUCAAGCCCGCGACCUUCACUGACACCGCGCACUACCCCUUGCUCCUGGUGGUGGACGGCACCCCCGGGGGCCAGAGCGUGGCCGAGCGCUUCCAGGUGAGCUGGGAGACGGUGCUUGUGAGCAGCCACGGCGCCGUGGUGCUCAAGUGCGACGGCCGCGGCAGCGGCUUCCAGGGGACCAAGCUCCUGCACGAGGUGGGGCGACGGCUGGGUGCCCUGGAGGAGAAGGACCAGACGGAGGCCGUGCGGAUGAUGCUGAAGGAGCAGUACAUCGACAAGACGCGCGUGGCCGUGUUCGGGAAGGACUAUGGCGGGUACCUGAGCACGUACAUCCUCCCAGCAAAGGGAGAAAACCAGGGUCCGGUGUUCGCCUGUGGCUCUGCUCUCUCUCCGAUAACAGACUUCAAGCUCUAUGCGUCCGCGUUCUCCGAGAGGUACUUGGGCCUCCACGGACUUGACAACAGGGCGUACGAGAUGACCAAGGUGGCUCACCGAGUGUCCGCCCUGGAGGAGCAGCAGUUUCUGAUCAUUCACGCAACUGCUGACGAAAAAAUCCAUUUCCAGCACACAGCGGAACUCAUUACCCAACUAAUUAAGGGGAAGGCUAAUUACAGCUUACAGAUCUACCCGGACGAAAGCCACUACUUCCACAGCGCCUCCCUGCACCAGCACCUGUACCGCGCCAUCAUCAACUUCUUCGUGGAGUGCUUCCGGGUCCAGGACAGACUCCCCACGGCCACAGCGAAAGAGGAGGAGGAGGAGGACUGACCUGAGAGCCGGAGCCAGCCCUGAGCACGGCGGGGGGCUCCCCCUGGACCAGCGUGCAGCCGGGGGACCCCACCGCCCUCUCCCACAGAGGCCGGGGCCGGGGCAAGAAGUGUGACUUUCCAUAGCAUGUGUGUCUUGCGUCCCGAAGGCGGUUUUGCUUCAGAAACUAGCUCCUUCCCAGGCCGAGACGCGUCACCGCUCCCAGGGGCCCCUCCCCGCCGCACCUGGAGCCGCCACCGCAGCAGCCUCGCCUCCUCCUGGCCCCGGAGUGACUGGUCCACCCCCCGGCCCCUCCCCAGGAACCACGGAUGGACAGCAGUGCAGAAACUGGCCCUUAACCCCAAGCUAUCCUGCGGCAGCGCGAAGGCCAGCCCUGGCCAGCGGCCGUGUCCACAUUAGCAGCAUCCCCUGUCUGAUGCACCCGCGCCAUGGAAACGAGUAGAGCACAAUUAUUUUAACAGAACUUGCUCGUAGCUCGGCUUGCUCCUCUCUGAGAUUAGGAGGCCCGGCGUCGUCAGGGGCUGUGGCAAGUGCGCUGUAGCUACGCUAAUGGCUAACCUUAUGGAAUUAAUUCGUAUUUUUCUAUGGUUUUUACCCGACACUGUCUCCGGUCAUGGGCUUCCUCUCUUUCUUUGCUUCUUUCUUUCGUGGCUUUGUUUUGCUUUCUGUUCUUCGGUCCGUGUGUAAGGCUUAGCACUCGUUUGGAUAAAGAAACAGAUCAGACGCAACUAACUGCUCUCUCCUCAAGAUUGUCUUGAGACUCUGUGCAGAAAUUUCAAAAAAACUGAGGGGGACGAACAUCCAGUACCAUUCACUAAAAAAAAAUAUCCUAAAUAAAACUUCUUUCCCACAAAGCCGCAUUAGGACCUGGCUCAGCCUCACACCGUGUGUGCACGUCGGGAAGCCCAUCCUCUUCCCCCUUGGCCCCUCGUCGAGUGUCUCACAUGGCAUUUGGUUAGAAAGAACAUAAAAAGACGAAGGGUUGACUGACCCCUCCCCAGGUCUGUGUGCGUGUUCGGGGGACCGUCCAGGGCAGUGUGGGCGCAGGCGGUGGCCUCCGGUCCCGGGGACGGCUGGGUGCCCUCACCUCCGCCUGUCCACGUGUGACACUCCCUCCGACGGGACGCACCGCCGGCUCCCAGUGUACAUUUCGUGGUGUUGUACAUAAGACGGACCGGGCACGGCCCCCAGCAGCUCCUGCAUGCCGCCGCCCCGUGGCUGACCCGCGCGCCCCACAAGUGCUAGUGUGAAGCGUAUCGACCACUUUUGUUUCCUUUGAGCUCGUUGACGCCUGAAUGUCAGUCCUGAUCUCUCCAGCUUCCGGGCCUGCGGGGUGGGGGGGCCUUGACAUUCCGUCGGCAGAGAAGACUUGUCUGUGUCGCCGUUUGGCAUUGGAGGGUCUCAUCUCUGUGAGUUUUGAAUGUCACUUGCAGCGAGGGCGCUUGGAGGGUCUCCGUCACAAGGUCGCCACUGGGGAAAAGGACCGAUGUGUGAGCAACCGGACGGCUCUGGAUGCUCCGUGACCGUGACUUCGCUAUUUCCACUGGGCUUGACCGAAAGCCAACUAGGUCCAACGGGGGAAGCCAGCUGUGGCCGUGAGGUCUGGCAGGAGGCACGUGAGCAUGUGGCAUACUAGCGUUUGUUCGUCCAUGGAAUAAAACAUUAUUUUACCACUCGGA